CAUCGGGGACAUACAUAGUGCUUGGAACUGGUAUAAAUUGUUGAACAGAAACGUCUGUACAACCACAUCAAGUUCUGCUCUCGAUCUGCAUAGUUUCUUGAAUUUAUCUUUAUUUUUUCGCGAACUGAAAACUUCAGGACUUUCUACUUUGUGGACCGGAAGUUUAGUACUUGGUCAACAUUUCGUCUUGCAUCAUGUUUUGACAAAAGCACAGGGGUGAUACGUGUUACCCCAGGAUUUACUGAAAUCCUAAAGAGAAAAUCCACUACCAAGGAGAACAACCUUUUAAACACAAAAUGGAAGUUUCGCCCAUUCUGAAAUCCUUCCUGGCAGGCACCUUUAGUGGAUCAUGUUCUACAUUGCUGCUCCAACCACUGGACCUGGUGAAAACUCGUAUACAAACUUCAGUCACAUUCAACACUCCAGGAAUGGUAACUGUGGCACUUGGAGUUGUUCGUCAAGAUAAACUUCUUGGGCUUUGGAAAGGAUUGAUGCCAUCAUUUUCAAGGGCUGUUCCUGGUAUUGGAUUUUACUUCACUUCAGUUCACUAUCUGAGAAGUAAUUAUGGAUCAGAUAAACCCUCAUUAGCAGAGUCGGCAGUAACAGGAAUGUGUGCCAGGGCGAUGUCUGGCAUUAUGGUAAUCCCCUUCACUGUGCUGAAAACCAGAUAUGAGAGUGGACUUUUCAGCUACCACAAUGGUUUGGCCAAUGCCUUGGUAUUGACCUACAGAACAGAAGGCUGUCGAGCCUUGAUCUCUGGUCUUUCUCCAACGUUAAUGAGAGAUGUACCCUUCUCAGGAUUAUACCUGAUGUUCUACACCUACUUCAAACAGAUUGUCAAUGACAACAUUACAGAUGAAUCAAGAAGACCUGCACUUCAUUUCAUAUGUGGCCUGAAAGCAGGAAUGUUGGCUUCACUUAUUACACAGCCUGCUGAUGUCGUCAAGACACUCAUGCAAACAGACGCCAAGAAACAUGCCAAAGUGUUUGAAACUGUUUCGUAUGUGUUUGAGAAAUAUGGUGCUCAUGGGUUUUUGAGAGGUGUUGUUCCUAGAACACUUCGGAGAAGUCUUAUGGCAGCACUUGCCUGGACAGUUUAUGAUGGGGUUUCACGCAGGUUUGGACUUAAAGGAUAAGAAGUCUUAUGUAACCAGAAUGUAUUCCUACCAAGGAUCUCAACAUGUCGAACUAAUGUACCAUUUGUGUUCAUAUCUUUUUACAAGAGUGUAAAGACAGCUGAUGAACUUUAAGCCUUACCCGAGUGUAUGACUACAUUACUUGUGACCAAAGAAAUCUUCAGAACUGUGUUUUUUUUUGUUUUAAAUGGUUGUUAUGUGAACUAUGGACAAUACGACUGUUUGAUACUGGAAUUGUAAAAUGUACUGACAUACUUUAUGAAAACAGAUUUGUUGUGGGCAUUUUUCAAAAUUGUAAUCAAAGGCUGUACAUUUGACUAGUGCUCACCGCUUGUUAAUCAAGAUCUUAUGUAUAUGAUAUUUAAUGCAAAAUGUCAUCACCUCAAACAACUUACGUGCAUAUGAAACAGCAUCAUCACUAUGAAGCAAGAUAUCUACUAUAAAUUGUGUACAUACAUGUGUUCAGUGAAAUGUGUUUGCAGUGGAUGAGCAAUGGAAACAAAUGUUGUUGGCAUGAAGAGCAUUUAACAAAUUUUACCAUUCAUAAGACAUGAAAAUCAGAAUUCCAUUUAGUUAGUACCUGGUGAAAGGUAUAGCACUGUGAUGUCCAUUAUUGUUAGAGACAAGAUUUCAAAUUCUCUUGUUAAAAGUUAUUUUGAGUUGGGUCAUCCAUAAUCAUGGCAUAUCAUUUUAUGAUCUGUUAUUUCUAAUUCAUUAUAUUAACUUUUAAUAUGGCAGCAAUCAUGGAAUUAUCUUGUGGAUAUCGCAAGAUUGCGUUCAUUUUUAUACUUAUGUCUUGUGCUGAAAAUAAUAAAUGAAUGAUGGUUGCUUUUAACAGUGAGAGUUUCUGGAAACUGAGAAAUUUUACAAAAUAACUUUUAUAAGUGUUUGAGAAAUUGUGAAUUGCGUUGUUUGUUUUCAGAAGAAUGAUUGGACAAGAUGCAUCAUUGAUAAAGAGAUGAGAGAAAAAAAGAAACAAAUUGUGAAUAUGGCUGGAAUUUGAUGUUUGGUUGAGUGUUCAUUUCGUUUUGUUUUUGAAUUUUAGCUACCAGUGUGUGCAAGAUUAAAGAUGUCGUGGGUUAUAUUUUGCUGUGUUGGACAUGGGUUGCGAAAUAUAGACAUAUAUUUAUUUUAAUAUGACCAACUUGAUUGAUGUUUCUCUCGUUCAAUUUAUUGCAUCUUAAUAUUUCAUUAAUUUUUAUGAACUUGUUACAGUAAAUUGUUUACUUGCAAUCAUGUCAAUGAAGCAUUAAUAUCAAUUUAAAUCACUACCUUUAAUGUUGAUGCAAUCAUAUGAAGUCUGUGACUUUGUGUAUUAGUAUUGGAACUGAGUUCCAAAAUAUAUUUUACUCAUUAUCUGGAGUAAUCUAUAUCAUUCCCAUCUAUUUAAUAAAUUGAUUGAUGUAUAAAAGAU
Molecule: messenger RNA, 2550 nt
Organism: Ylistrum balloti
Lineage: Eukaryota; Metazoa; Mollusca; Bivalvia; Pectinida; Pectinidae
Product: mitochondrial glycine transporter B-like
Exons: 10
Coding region: 297-1136 (279 amino acids)
Biological process (GO): glycine import into mitochondrion
Cellular component (GO): mitochondrion
Molecular function (GO): glycine transmembrane transporter activity
Source: RefSeq, a predicted model, not a curated record